AGUCCAGGGCAUUGGAAGGUAAUUUCUGACUGUGAAGUCCUCUCUUCCUCUCUUUAUUUCUCUCUAGAACACUCAAGAUUUACUGAUGAAAGCUCAGCAGAUACUCGAUCAUAAAGAGUAAUAACAACUAAACUAAGACAUUGAAAGGAAAAUACCAGAUGCCACUCUGCAGGAUGUAUUAAAUGCCACUUAAUGGAUACAUUUAAAUCCUCCUGAAUCAACAGAGUAACAGGUAGCAAAGAAGAAACACAAGCCAUGGACAACCUCACCUCUGUGGCUGGGAAUGGCAGCCUGUGCACCCGAGAUUAUAAGAUCACCCAGGUCCUCUUCCCGCUCCUCUAUACUGUUUUGUUUUUUGUUGGACUCAUCACAAACAGCCUAGCAAUGAGGAUUUUCUUUCAAAUCCACAGUAAAUCCAACUUUAUUAUUUUUCUUAAGAACACAGUCAUUUCUGAUCUUCUCAUGAUUCUAACUUUUCCAUUCAAAAUUCUCAGUGAUGCCAAACUGGGAACAGGACCACUGAGAACCUUUGUUUGCCAAGUGACCUCUGUCAUAUUUUAUUUCACAAUGUAUAUCAGUAUUUCAUUCCUUGGACUGAUAACUAUUGAUCGCUACCAGAAAACGACCAGGCCAUUUAAGAUGUCCAACCCCAACAAUCUCUUGGGGGCUAAAAUUCUCUCUGUUGUAAUUUGGGCAUUCAUGUUCUUACUCUCUUUGCCCAACAUGAUUCUGACCAACAGGAGGCCAAGAGACAAGAAUGUGAAGAAAUGCUCUUUCCUCAAAUCAGAGUUUGGUCUGGUCUGGCAUGAAAUAGUCAAUUACAUCUGUCAAGUCAUUUUCUGGAUUAAUUUUUUAAUUGUCAUUGUAUGUUAUACACUCAUUACAAAAGAACUGUACAGGUCGUACGUGAGAACGAGGGGCGUAGGCAAAGUCCCCAAGAAAAAGGUAAACAUCAAAGUUUUCAUUAUCAUUGCUGUAUUUUUUAUUUGUUUUGUUCCCUUCCAUUUUGCCCGCAUUCCCUACACCCUGAGCCAAACCCGCGAUGUCUUUGACUGCUCUGCUGAGAACACUCUGUUUUAUGUUAAAGAGAGCACACUUUGGUUAACUUCCUUAAAUGCAUGCCUGGAUCCAUUCAUCUACUUUUUCCUCUGCAAGUCCUUCAAAAACUCCUUAAUGAGUAUGCUGAAAUGCCCCAAUUCUGCAACGUCUCCAUCCCAACAAAAUAGGAAAAAAGAACAGGAUGGCGGUGACCCAAGUGAAGAGACUCCAAUGUAAACUACCUGAGGUAAUAUUUCAAUCUAUUAGUAUCUGGAACAUCCAAAAGGAAAGCACUGUGUAAAAAUACUGUCUAAUAAUAAGUCGAGUUAGUAACAAUGACUCUCUAAACAA
This is a messenger RNA of Leptonychotes weddellii (Weddell seal), 1389 nucleotides long. The record is from RefSeq and is a predicted model, not a curated record. NCBI's taxonomy places the organism in Eukaryota, Metazoa, Chordata, Mammalia, Carnivora, Phocidae.